Molecule: messenger RNA, 1829 nt
Organism: Sinocyclocheilus rhinocerous
Lineage: Eukaryota; Metazoa; Chordata; Actinopteri; Cypriniformes; Cyprinidae
Product: trace amine-associated receptor 13c
Exons: 3
Coding region: 366-1454 (362 amino acids)
Biological process (GO): G protein-coupled receptor signaling pathway
Cellular component (GO): synapse; dendrite; plasma membrane
Molecular function (GO): G protein-coupled adenosine receptor activity
Source: RefSeq, a predicted model, not a curated record
UGGUAAGAAAAACGGGGAAGGACAGAGGUCUGACAGAGAUCAUUUCAAAAGCUACAAACAGCUUGCCUGCUGUUUUCUGAUGGGAGAAUGUAUUCAAUCAUGAAUCAAACUGGACUUUAUUGUACAUCUUGACUGGACAAAGACUGGCGGUUGACAGUGGGUAUUACCUUGUUGUUUUGCUACUCAGACACAGUUUUCAGGAAUAGAAUAUACAGGGUUGUGAUCCACGGCUAACAAAAGAACCACCUAAAAUACUGACUUGACUUAUUUAUAUCACUGCCUGUUAGAGGCAUGAAGACUGUACCAAGGCUUCACUACUGGCCAUCUUUAGCGUACCCAGGGAACCAGGACCUCAGCUUGGGAUAAUGGAGACUGGUAAUCAGACAGCGAGUGAAUCUCAAGGUGCAGGACAAACUUUGGCACCUCUUUGCACAGCCCACUGCUGUGGACUACUAAACCGAACACUGGUGGUCAUGUUCAUGGUUAGCCUGGCCUUUGCUAUUGUGGUGGGAAACGUGGUGACGCUUACUGUUUUCAUGCAGACCCGGCAUUCACGAACACCUCAGGGCUACCUCAAAGUGUCCCUGGCCUUCGCCGACAUGAUGGUUGGAGUCUUGGUGGUGCCAUUUUCUGUAUACACUGAAAUCUCUCUGAUGGUGACCAGCACUCCACCGCUGUGGUACCAGGCCAUUUCAGCGGCCUCACUGGAGGGUGGAUCAGGACCUUGGCAACCUUGCAUGCUGAUAGGUCCAGUUUUUGCUGGAUGCACUUUUGUCUCAAUUAGUACCAUCUUUCUGAUGACAGUGGAGCGCAGUGUGGCAAUCCUGCGUCCGCUGCAUAAAGACACUCUUGUGACGUGGCAUCGCACCCUGUUCCUAAUUGUCUUGUCCUGGGCUGGCAGCUUCUUACUGGCAAUGGCUCCGCUCAUGCUAAGCAACAGCUUCACACUGGAGUACAAUGAAUGCAGCCGCAUGUGCAACUAUGCACCCUUAUUAAUCGGACAUCAGUUGCCACCAGAUGCAAACAUCCUUCUGCUGUUUCCAGCCUUUGACUUCAGUUUAUUGGGCGGGACAUUAGCCAUCAAUAUCCUGUCCUUUACCAGUAUCCGCCGAUACUCCCGCAAACGAAAGCUGCUCUCUGAGGGAAGUCUUGGCACGGAUGCAGGAGCCGGAGGGUGUCCCCACAGGCCCUCUUUUUCUGAUAUCAAAGCAGUUAAAACCAUUGGAAUCCUCACCUUUGCAUUCACAGCCUCGUUCUCUCCUAUCGCAGUAUUUGUGCUGGGGAACGUAGUGGGAUACACUUGGUGCAACUUCUCCUUUUUUGCAUUUUGGAUUCUGACAAGCAAUAGCUGCUGCAAUGUGAUUAUUUAUAGUGUGCGGGACCACCGUUUUAGGAAAGGGCUGACUCUGCUCUUUCAGCGGGACAGAGCACAACCUCACCCAGAGAAAAGCUGAGAUUUUUUGGACAGGAGCUGGGCAAAGGCUGGCACUGACUUCACUUUCUUUACCUCCCGUCACUUUCGCCUCAAGAGAUUAAGAAUUUGCUUUUCAGGAUCUCUUUCACAAAUGGAUCAGGGACAACAAUAUACAUCAUUCCAGGGAUUGUGGCAGUUGUCAUUAUGUUUUACAGAGAAUUAUAGUCUUUAUUAGCAUAUCCCUGCAGUUAUUUAUUUUUUAUUCUGAUACACGUAUAUGUAUGAAAUACAGAGACGCCUUAUUGAUUAUUGCGUUGCGUAUUUAGCAUAAAUCUGUAUAAUAUGUAUGUGAGACAUUUUUUAAUGCGAUUUUUAAGAACAAUUGACAUUUUGAAAGAGUUCUAUUUGUACCUAA